Messenger RNA from Balaenoptera ricei (Rice's whale), 3836 nucleotides. RefSeq names its product nuclear receptor subfamily 4 group A member 2 (gene NR4A2). Gene Ontology annotation, molecular function: RNA polymerase II cis-regulatory region sequence-specific DNA binding; nuclear glucocorticoid receptor binding; zinc ion binding. The record is from RefSeq and is a predicted model, not a curated record. Gene Ontology annotation, biological process: cellular response to corticotropin-releasing hormone stimulus; central nervous system neuron differentiation; dopaminergic neuron differentiation. The coding region runs from base 784 to 2580 and encodes 598 amino acids. Gene Ontology annotation, cellular component: transcription regulator complex; nucleus. NCBI's taxonomy places the organism in Eukaryota, Metazoa, Chordata, Mammalia, Artiodactyla, Balaenopteridae. The transcript is spliced from 9 exons.
UCGGAAAAGGGGAAAAAAAAAAAACCCUAGCUGGCUACCAAGGUGAACCCUGAAUGGUUCCCACCUUAAAAUCGGCCCUGCUCGUGACGUCAGGUCGGAAAUAUACCAAAGCGAGCGCCGGCCAGGAGUCUGGGGAGCGCGGCGGCUCGGCGAUUGGGCGGCAGGCCGCUGACGCGCGCUGACGCGCGGAGACUUUAGGUGAAUGUUGGCAGCGGCAGCGCGAGCCACAUAAACAAAGGCACAUUGGCGGCCAGGGCCAGUCCGCCCGGUGGCUCGCGCUAGGCUCCGCGGUCCCGCUCGCCUGCCCAGCCGCCGCCUUCCCCUGCUCCCUCCCCGCUCUCGGCACCUCCGUUCCCUUCGCCCCUCUCGCCCACCCCUCCCCGACCCUGCCACCCCGACUCCCGGAGGGAACUACACUUUGGCCGAGUUGAAUGAAUGAAGAGAGACACGGAGAAGUCCUAAGUUCUCUGGAAGUGGGCGCCGAAGGCGCGGAGCGCGAGUGGGGCCGGAGGAUGGGGAGUAGGUGUGCGCAGCUACAGAGGGCAUUUGUCGGAACUCCUGCUUUGCCACCCAACAGAGGCUUCCAGGCUCCUCAUUGGUGGACGUGAAAGGGAGGCUUGCACAGUUUCGGGAGCUGCGGACUUAACACGCGGAAAUGGAGGAGAUCUGCCAGGCUGGGCUCUCCACUGCUUUUCUAAAAAUCUUGGAAACUUUGUCCUUCAUUGAAUUACGACACUGUCCACCUUUAAUUUUCUCGAAAACGCCUGUAACUCAGCUGAAGCCAUGCCUUGUGUUCAGGCGCAGUAUGGGUCCUCGCCUCAAGGAGCCAGCCCCGCUUCUCAGAGCUACAGUUACCACUCUUCGGGAGAAUACAGCUCCGAUUUCUUAACUCCAGAGUUUGUCAAGUUUAGCAUGGACCUCACCAACACUGAAAUCACUGCCACCACUUCUCUCCCCAGCUUCAGUACCUUUAUGGACAACUACAGCACAGGCUACGACGUCAAGCCACCUUGCUUGUACCAAAUGCCCCUGUCCGGACAGCAGUCCUCCAUUAAGGUAGAAGACAUUCAGAUGCACAACUACCAGCAACACAGCCACCUGCCCCCCCAGUCCGAGGAGAUGAUGCCGCACUCCGGGUCGGUUUACUACAAGCCCUCCUCUCCCCCGACGCCCACCACCCCGGGCUUCCAGGUGCAGCACAGCCCCAUGUGGGACGACCCAGGCUCCCUCCACAACUUCCACCAGAACUACGUGGCCACCACGCACAUGAUUGAGCAGAGGAAAACGCCGGUCUCCCGCCUCUCCCUCUUCUCCUUUAAGCAGUCGCCCCCCGGCACCCCCGUGUCUAGCUGCCAGAUGCGCUUCGACGGGCCCCUGCACGUCCCCAUGAACCCGGAGCCGGCGAGCAGCCACCACGUGGUGGACGGGCAGACCUUCGCUGUGCCCAACCCCAUCCGAAAGCCCGCGUCCAUGGGCUUCCCCGGCCUGCAGAUCGGCCACGCGUCGCAGCUGCUCGACACGCAGGUGCCCUCGCCGCCGUCGCGGGGCUCCCCUUCCAACGAGGGGCUGUGCGCCGUGUGCGGCGACAACGCGGCCUGCCAGCACUACGGCGUGCGCACCUGUGAGGGCUGCAAAGGGUUCUUUAAGCGCACGGUGCAAAAAAACGCGAAAUACGUGUGUUUAGCAAAUAAAAACUGCCCAGUGGACAAGCGGCGCCGGAAUCGCUGUCAGUACUGCAGAUUUCAGAAGUGCCUUGCUGUUGGGAUGGUCAAAGAAGUGGUUCGCACAGACAGUUUAAAAGGCCGGAGAGGUCGUUUACCUUCGAAACCGAAGAGCCCACAGGAGCCCUCUCCCCCCUCGCCCCCGGUGAGUCUGAUCAGUGCCCUCGUCAGGGCCCAUGUCGACUCCAACCCGGCUAUGACCAGCCUGGACUAUUCCAGGUUCCAGGCGAACCCUGACUAUCAGAUGAGUGGAGAUGACACCCAGCAUAUCCAGCAGUUCUAUGAUCUCCUGACUGGCUCCAUGGAGAUCAUCAGGGGCUGGGCGGAGAAGAUCCCGGGCUUCGCUGACCUGCCCAAAGCCGACCAGGACCUGCUUUUCGAAUCGGCUUUCUUAGAACUAUUUGUGCUGAGAUUAGCAUACAGGUCCAACCCAGUGGAGGGUAAACUCAUCUUUUGCAAUGGGGUGGUCUUGCACAGGUUGCAAUGCGUUCGUGGCUUUGGGGAAUGGAUUGAUUCCAUUGUUGAAUUCUCCUCCAACUUGCAGAAUAUGAACAUCGACAUUUCUGCCUUCUCCUGCAUUGCUGCCCUGGCUAUGGUCACAGAGAGACACGGUCUCAAGGAACCCAAGAGAGUGGAGGAGCUGCAAAACAAGAUUGUAAAUUGUCUCAAAGACCAUGUGACUUUCAAUAAUGGGGGCUUGAACCGCCCCAACUAUUUGUCCAAACUGUUGGGGAAGCUUCCAGAACUCCGUACGCUUUGCACGCAGGGGCUACAGCGCAUUUUCUACCUGAAACUGGAAGAUUUGGUACCACCACCAGCAAUAAUUGACAAACUUUUCCUGGACACUUUACCUUUCUAAGACCUCCUUCCAUGCACUUCAAAGAAACUGGAAAGAAACCUAAAACUGUCCAGAGGGGGCAAGUCACAAGGGCAGAGAGAUCCCCCUGAGCUGCCUCAGCUCUAGCCGGCCCCCACCCCUUCCAUACACCUUGGCCCUUGAUCUCUAAAGAAAACAAACAAACAAACAACAACAAAAGCAAAAACUGUUACUAUUUCCUAACCUGCAGGCAGAACCUGAAAGGGCAUUUUGGCUCCGGGGCAUCCUGGAUUUAGAACACGGACUACACACAAUACAGUGGUAUAAACUUUUUAUUAUCAGUUUAAAAAUCAUUUUAUUGUUCAGAAGAAAGCUUCUUAAUGUAUGACGGAAAAGAUUUGGCCAUGUUUGGUUGUUGCAGUUAAGACAAAUGUAAUACACAUAGACACAUACACACACACACCCACAUUGUAAGGGGACCCACAAGUAUUGCCCUUUAAAAGACUUCAAAGUUUUCUGCUGUAAAGAAAGCUGUAAUAUAUAGUAAAACUAAAUGUUGCGUGGGUGGCAUGAGUUGAAGAAGGCGAAGGCUUGUAAAUUUACCCAAUGCAGUUUGGCUUUUUAAAUUAUUUUGUGCCUAUUUAUGAAUAAAUAUUACAAAUUCUAAAAGAUAAGUGUGUUUGCAAAAAAAAAGAAAAAAGAAAUAACCACAAAAAAGGGACAAGCAUGUUGAUUCUAGGUUGAAAAUGUUAUAGGCACUUGCUACUUCAGUAAUGUCUAUAUUAUAUAAAUAGUAUUUCAGACACUAUGUAGUCUGUUAGAUUUUAUAAAGAUUGGUAGUUAUCUGAGCUUAAACAUUUUCUCAAUUGUAAAAUAGGUGGGCACAAGUAUUACACAUCAGAAAAUCCUGACUAAAGGGACACAUAGUGUUUGUAACACCGUCCAACAUUCCUUGUUUGUAAGUGUUGUAUGUACCGUUGAUGUUGAUAAAAGAAAGUUUAUAUCUUGAUUAUUUUGUUGUCUAAAGCUAAACAGAACUUGCAUGCAGCAGCUUUUGACCGUUUCCAGAGUGCUUAUAAUAUACAUAACUCCCUGGAAAUUACUGAGCACUUUGAAUUUUUUUGUUUUUUGUUUUAAUGUCUAAGAUUGUCAGUUAAUAUAUUAUUUUAUGUUUGAGUAAGAAUUUUAAUAUUGCCAUAUUCUGUAGUAUUUUUCUUUGUAUAUUUCCAGUAUGGCACACGAUAUGAGUCACUGCCUUUUUUUCUAUGGUGUAUGACAGUUAGAGACGCUGAUUUUUU